UUCCAUACAUGCUCAGUCUGCCGUAUGACAUGUAAAAGUGUCGUAGUGAAAAGAGGCUUUAAAUAGGAGUGACUUCUGUCGUCAGUCAGAAGUGGGGGGAGAACAGUUCGAGUUGUUCUGUCAGCAUGUCUGAGCCUAUCAGAGUUCUGGUGACCGGCGCUGCUGGACAGAUUGCAUACUCUUUGUUGCUGAGCAUCGCCAAGGGAGAUGUCUUUGGCAAAGAUCAGCCUGUCAUCUUGCUUCUUUUGGACAUUACUCCCAUGCUGCCAGUGUUAGAGGGGGUGGUCAUGGAACUGCAGGACUGUUCCCUUCCACUUCUGAGAGAUAUUGUGCCCACUGACAAGGAGGAGGUGGCCUUCAAAGACCUGGAUGUGGCCAUCCUGGUGGGCUCAAUGCCCAGGAAGGAGGGGAUGGAGAGGAAGGACCUUCUAAAAGCUAACGUGAACAUUUUCAAGAGCCAAGGGGCCGCCUUGGAUAAGUAUGCUAAGAAGACCGUCAAGGUGCUGGUUGUGGGAAACCCUGCGAACACCAACUGCCUGAUAGCAGCCAAGUCCGCUCCCUCCAUCCCUAAAGAAAACUUCUCCUGCCUCACACGUCUGGACCACAACCGGGCUCGCUCCCAGGUGGCAAUCCGCUGCGGUGUUCCAGCCACGCAGGUGACGAAUGUCAUUAUCUGGGGCAACCACUCGUCGACCCAGUACCCAGAUGUGCACCACUGCAAGGUCAACAUGUCUGGCAGCGAGCUCGCCUGCUUUGACGCGGUCAAGGACGAUGCUUGGCUCAAAGGGGAUUUUAUAGCUACUGUUCAACAAAGAGGUGCUGCAGUCAUCAAGGCGAGAAAGCUGUCCAGCGCCAUGUCUGCAGCAAAAGCCAUCUGUGACCACCUGAGGGACAUCUGGGUUGGUACCCCAGAGGGUGAAUUCACCUCUAUGGGGAUCUACUCCACUGGAAACUCCUAUGCAGUCCCAGAAGACCUCAUCUACUCGUUCCCUGUCCAGAUCAAGGAUAAGACCUGGAAGAUUGUGGAGGGCCUGGCAAUCAAUGACUUUUCUCGGUCCAAGAUGGACGCCACCGCAGCAGAGCUUAUAGAAGAGAGGGAUACAGCUGUGGCUUUCCUGGGAGUAUGACUGCACUCGGUCGGGCCGACCCCCCCGCUCCCGCAAUGUCGACCCAAAACUCCAGAGGCACGCCUGUGAUGCAGAACUCCUUAAGCCCCUUCGCUGCUCUCUGCAGAUAUACAUGUUCACAUGAAAAAGAAUGUCAGGGUUAUUUGAGGGUUUAGAUGGAUUUAUAUUUGUCCACUGCCAGACUUUUUUUUUUAAUCUAGAAAAAUAAUGAGUAUGAGUUUACUUUGAUCAGAAAAGCAGCAGAUCGGCUGCUUAUCGGAUCGGUUCAACUUGAUCUUUAAAAAAAGCUUCUUAUCAGACUUUGUUCUCUGGAGGUGAGUGAAUCGAUGGAUAACUCUUGCAUAUUGUCAGUGAUUCACUUAAGUCAUGAAACACUGUAUCUGAUGACUUGACGUUAAAAAUUAAAAAUGUGUAUAAAAUAA
Molecule: messenger RNA, 1549 nt
Organism: Xiphophorus couchianus (Monterrey platyfish)
Lineage: Eukaryota; Metazoa; Chordata; Actinopteri; Cyprinodontiformes; Poeciliidae
Gene: mdh1ab
Product: malate dehydrogenase 1Ab, NAD (soluble)
Exons: 9
Coding region: 126-1127 (333 amino acids)
Biological process (GO): malate metabolic process
Molecular function (GO): L-malate dehydrogenase (NAD+) activity
Source: RefSeq, a predicted model, not a curated record